Paramecium tetraurelia is the source of this 1548-nucleotide messenger RNA. RefSeq lists its product as uncharacterized. Gene Ontology annotation, cellular component: nucleolus. Gene Ontology annotation, molecular function: chromatin binding. The transcript is spliced from 4 exons. The record is from RefSeq and is a predicted model, not a curated record. Gene Ontology annotation, biological process: DNA replication initiation. NCBI's taxonomy places the organism in Eukaryota, Ciliophora, Oligohymenophorea, Peniculida, Parameciidae.
AUGUCUGAAAAUCAAAGAACAAUGACUCUCACUUAGCUUACUCAUAUGAUUGAGGAAAAGGUAACAGAAAUUCAGGCAAACCCAGAUUAGAGGAUUUCAGAGUUGCCUUAAUUAAUUGAAUUACUCAAACAUGAAAAUGUGUUCAUCGUUCAAAUGACAAUUAUGGCAUUAACAGACUUGUUUAUUGACAUCGCACCAUUAUACAAAAUUGAUUAAUAGGCUCACGAAUUUAAAGUCACUAAGUUUAUCAAAAAAGAAGAGAAAUAAGUACUUAACUUUGAAUUGAGUCUAAUAAAAAAUUAUUAUCAAUUUAUUAAAGCUCAAUUUACAUUUGUUAAAUUAAUAUCUUAAGGACCUCUUGUGGAAACCUGCUAUCAGAGUCUCUGCAAAUUGUUGAAUUCAUUAUUCCAUUUUAAUUACAAUAGAGAAUUGGUUCAAUAUGUUACUUAUGGUUUAUUGACUUGUAAUGAAAUAUGUUACAAUUCUCUCGCUAAUAUUUUAAGAAACAAGAAGCAUUCUUUACAUGAGUCCAAACUCUAAAUAUUAACACAAAUACAAAAGCUUUAUCAGACUAAACAUGAAGAUCAAUUACCAGAUAAUCUUGUUGACUUAGUUAAUUAAAUAUAGAUAGACACUAAGUUUUUACCUCAGGAAUUAGAGAAAUAAGAGAAGGAAAAGAAGAGGGCAGUAAAGCAAAAGAAAAGAGAAUACUUCAGUUAGAAAGAGAAGGAUAAAAAGAAAUAAAAAUUGACUAAGGAAGAAAUGGCUAAAUAAAAGAAAUUGUUAAAAGAGGUUUAGGACGAAUUAUAAGAAGCAUAAGGAGACUUAGAUAAAAAGACUUUGGCUAAAAAUAAUGGAGAGAUUCUUUCAAAAAUAUUUUAUAUCUAUUUUAAAGUACUCAAAUUACCUAGAGUAUCAAAAUAUUAUGAAUCUGCUUUAAAUGGAAUUUUGCAAUAUGUUCAUUUGAUAAACAUUGAAUUAAUCUAAGGAAUCUUUGAAUGCUUAUUAUCUUCGACUAACAUACUUAGAUAGAAAAAGGAUAAUUUGUUGAAAUAUAUUAACUUAAGAUUAAAAACCAUAUUUGCUCUGUAAUCUAUAAUGGAUGGACCAGCAUCUGUUUUUGGGGUAGAUGACAAGGAGACAAUGUAAAGAUUUUAUGUUUGUUUAUUGGACAUGUGGACAAACAAAAAAAUAAAAAUCACUGAGGAGGAAGAGAGCUUGAUCUUGAGAAUAUUAGACAGUGCAUUCAUAAGGAAAAGACAUUUUUCAUAAGAAGUUACAGGUUCCUUUGUAAAAAUGCUUAUUUAAUUGGCUAACAAUUCUGAGAAUGUUAGAUUUGUAUAUGCACUUUGUUAUUGCAUCAAAUUAGUGAUGUAGAAAUAUUAGAAAACUUAAAAGAUGUUGGAAGAAGAUAAUGAAGGUUUUGGGAUGAAUUCUUACAAUGUGAAAUGUGAUGAUCCAUCAUGCACAAACGCUUUAAAUUCCUCAAUUUAUGAAGAAGUGAAGGAGAUUAAAAAUUUUAGAAAUUCAACAACCAACAAAAGAUGA